Molecule: messenger RNA, 1120 nt
Organism: Aplosporella prunicola CBS 121167
Lineage: Eukaryota; Fungi; Ascomycota; Dothideomycetes; Botryosphaeriales; Aplosporellaceae
Exons: 4
Coding region: 94-777 (227 amino acids)
Molecular function (GO): oxidoreductase activity
Source: RefSeq, a predicted model, not a curated record
GUGAGCGGCUACAAUUAUCCUAGCCUCGAACUCCAGUUGCGGUUGAAGUUUUCUUGAGUGGCACGUCUGCGCGCGUAUCUGAAAGCAGCAAAAAUGGUCUACGAAUCGAACAUCAACAUCACAAUUGACACGAUAUGUCCCUGGACCUAUCUCGCGCGGCGACGCGUCCAGCGCGCCCUCGACCAAGUGCGCGCCGCGCACCCCGACUGCCCCACCACGUUCAAGAUAAAGUACUCGCCCUUCCAGCUCUACCCCCACGCCAACAAGGAGGGCGAGGACCGGUACGCGUGGUACAAGAAGCUGCGGUACAGCGACAGCGAGGAGAAGAUGGAGGCGUACACGGUGCUGAUGAGCGCGUACGGCGCCGACUACGGCAUUAACUUCAAGUUCGGAGGCCCAGUCGCCAAUACGCUCGACGCGCACCGCGUCAUCCAGCACUUCCAAGCGCAGAAAGGCGCUGAGGUCGCCGACAAACUCGUCGAAUCGCUCUUCAGCCAAUACCACGAGCACGAGCGGCACCCCUCAUCGCGGGAAACGCUGCUCGCCGCCACAGCCGCAGCCGGGAUCCCAGAAGCCGAAGCCGCAGUCGUGAUCGACGACCCGCGGGCCGGGCUGCAGGACCUGGAGGCGCGGCUGCAGGAGCAGCGCGUCAACGGCGUCGACACGGUGCCGUUUAUCGUGGUCGAGGGCCGGCGGCGCGACUUGCAGCUCGAGGGCGCGCGCGAGGUCGAUGAGUACGUCAAGUUGCUGGAGCAGACGGUUAGGGAGAGCUCGUAGGGGUGCGUGCGUGGACGGCGGCGGGGUGGCGUUGGGUUGUUUCGGCGCUGCUGCUGCUACUCGUACAUACCGCCACCGCCGCCCACUGAAGCGCUUCAGGCCCCACCACGCCUUGCGAUGACGAUGACGGCGUCGGCAGCGGAACCCAGAACCUUACGGGGCAGCGGUUCUCGAUGCGGGCUUUUUCUUCAGUGCCUAGGUAGAGUAGUGCGGUCAGUCGGAGAUGUCGGAAGCGAUAUUGCCGCAUCGGGCAACGGAAUGGGCUCUGGGGCUCUGGUGCGCCUAGCUACUGGUAGCCACCAAGUGCCAAAUGCCGAGCACGAGCGCGAACUAGAACCGAGAA